AUGGAGAAUUUCUCUAAAAAAUUUUUCCCUUCUUUAUAUAAAAGAAAUAAAGGUAAUGAAAACCAAUUGAAUAACAAUAAUAAUAAUAUAUCAAAUGAUAUCGAAGAAAAUUAUAAUACAAAUGAAAAAUAUAAUUUGCCACGUCAAGGAAUUGGGACAACAGAAUUAGUAAGUACAGAUGCUUCUGAGUUUCAAAAAAAUAAUCAAGAUGUUAAUGAACAUAGUUUGAUUGAUUUGUCGGAUAAUUGCAAAAUGGAAAAACAUAUGGCUACUUUGGAAAAUUUGAAAAGCAAAAAUAGAGAAAAUAAAGAAAAUAACAAUAAUGGGGAUAUUAACAAAGAUUUAUCUAAAAGCGAUAUAAAAAGUGGUGAUCACUUAAUUAACGACUCUAAAUAUCGAAAAGAUAAAAUUUCCGAAGUAAAUUUAAAAUAUGAUGAAAAAGAAGCAGAAGAAAACGAUAAACAAAACUUGAAUUUUCGUGAUAAAAAUAAAAAAGAUACAGAAUCACAACGCAAUCAAGAAAACAAAAAAAAUAAUAUCAAUGAAGGUAAAUAUGAUGAAGGAUAUGAACAAAUGGAGAAUGAAAAAAAAAAAAUAAAUAAGGAAAAAAUAAAAAAUAUGGAUAAAGAUACAAAUGAUGAUAAUUCAAAAACUUGUAUUAUGGAUGACAGAAAUAUUAGCAUAAAUGGGGAAUGUAUUGAGAAUAUGAAUAAUUCAAAAAAUAACAAUAUUAGAAAAACACCCAAAAAAAUAAAAAUGAAAAAAAUUGAAAUAAAUCAAAAUAAAAAAGAAAUAGGUUUCACUAAACAAGAUGAAAUAUAUCAAAUAAAAGAAAUCAAAAAAGAAAAUGACACAAAUACCUAUAGCCCAAUAAAUAACGAUAUAAACAAUAGCAUUAUUCUAAAUGCAAAUGAUAAAAUAAUAAGAAAUGAAAAUAACAUAGGAAAUAAAUCUGUUAAUAUUUCUAUAAAUACAAAAAAUAAAAACAUAAUUUUCAACAAUAAUAAUAAUGAUAAUACAAAUAUUCAAUUAAUUCAAAAUAAACAUAAUUUGACAUAUUAUUAUUCAGGAAAUAAUAAUCAGAACUCCUAUAUGACGGAAAUUAAUAAUUCUAAAAAACAUUUUAGUGAAUUUGAAAGUAAUACAUAUAAAUUAUGUAACGCUACUAUUGAUACAAAUGAAUGUAAUAAUGCCAAAAUAAAACUUCAAACUAUAUAUCCAUCUAAUAAUAUAAAUAAAAAUUUAGCGAAUGAUAAUAUGCUAAAACAUGAAGGAAUAAAAGAAACAUUUAUUAGUAAUAUAAAUUAUAAUAAUUUUCCAAAUCACACAAAUAUAAAUAUUAUAGAUACUAUUGAAAAUACUCCAACCAUUUUAACAACAGAUAACAAUAAUCAUAAUUAUAAUCAAAACUAUUAUACAAAUAUGUUUAAUGAUUUAAAUUAUGUAUCAAGAUUAAAUAAUAACUAUAUAUCGCAAAAUAGUAAUGAUGAAAAUUUAUUAAAUGAACCAGAUUCUUAUAAUAAUUUCCCUUUCAUGAAUACAAAAAUAAGAAGUUUAGGAAAUAAUGCAUUAUCAAAUGGGCACAUAAAUAAUAAUAUUAAAAACCGAUAUAAUUGCAUUACUGAUAAUAAUAGUAACAAUAGCAGCAAUAGUAAUAGUAAAAAUAGUGCGAACAUUAUGAAUGAAUUUUUUGUAUAUAAUAAUAUAAAUAAUGUAUAUAAAGAGCCAGUUUCAAAUAAUAACAAUAUUUCGAAUGCUAAUACUUCACAUUACUCUGGUCAGAAUUUUGAACAUUUUUCAAUGGGAAUGAAUUUAGAUGAAAACAAUAUGCAUGCAUCUGGUGCUUUAGCUAACUCUUAUACAUAUGUGAAUCCAUUUAAUGGUGAUAAUGUAUUUACUUGUAAAAAUAUGGAUAAUUUUAUUAAUUCUAACAUCUCGAUGUUUAAUGGAAAUAUAACUGAUAACAUGUCAACAAACAUAUAUAUGAAUCAAACCAACUUAAAUUUUUCCCAUUUUAAUGAAAAAGAAAUAAACUCAAAUCAACAAGCAAAUGAUGAUUUUAUAAAUGAUAUAAAUUAUAAUGAUUAUGAUAUAUAUUCUGUAUCAUCAAAUUAUACUCAAAAUAAUAAUUCUUAUUCUAUUCAUGGAAUAAAUAAUAUUUCAAACAAUUCAAGGAAAUCAUUUUUUCCUAACUAUAAUGGAAAUUUUAACAAUGAUCGAAAUUCAUUUUUAAAUAAAAACACAACUACUAAUUUUGUUUUUAAUAAUAUAAAAAGAAAUGAUAAUAUAAAUGAUAUUUUUGAUGAAAAAAAUAAACUUUUAGAUGUUUUAAAUUCAGCAAAAUCAAGUAUUAUUAUAGAAAAUGAUAUAAUCAAUAAUAAUGAGUUUACCUCUUCAUUUGAAAAAUCAAAUCAUGGCAUAGAAAUCAAUGAAAAUAAUUCAGAAAAAACAAAAUCAGGAUUUAUAUUUGAUAAGAAAAAAGAUCAUUCCAAAAAAAAGACAUGUACAGUUAAGAUUAAAAAGGUUAAUGCGGUAAAUUUGGGGGGGCAAUAUGGGCUUAGUUCAAAUGGGGAAACUUCAAAAGAUGGAAAAAGUGAAAAAAACGAAAAAGAUGGCGAAAGAGAUUGCAACAAAACGAAUAAAGCUAACAUUUUCGACGUUGCUAAAAAGAAAAAAUAUAUUGCUGAAAUAAUUCGAUGUGAAUUAAUAUGGGGCCCAUCAAAAAAUAAAGAACCCAUAACUCCAGUAGAAAAUUGUGAGUUACAUCCAGUAGUUAUUAUAAAAGAUGAGCUAGGAAAUUUAUAUGAUGAUGAUGAAAUUAAUGAAAAUAAUCCAAUUGGAAAAACAGUUAAUAUAUUUUACAGAUGGAGUAGAGGUCCACCAAGAACAGUAUGUUUUUUUCAUUCUCAAAAAAUAGCGCAUAUACAAUGUACAUUAACAUUUCGUUGUUUUUGCUCAUAUAAUUGUUUUAUGAAAGGAUUUGAACAUGUACAUAAAUAUUACAAAAGUAAUGGUUCUAUAAAUAUACCAUCUCAUUUUAAUUUACACACAUAUGGGGUGUCAUGUUCUUCAUUUAAUUGGGAAAAUUAUGAUGAAAAUAUAGAAUUUGAUGAAAUUCAUUAUAAGGGUCUUAUUAAUUCAGGUUUAAUAAAUAUAUCUGGAAAAGAAACUUGGAAAGUUAUUCACAAUGAACGGAAUUAUAUUCCUUGUAUAAAAGAUGUUGGGCAUCAAAUAAUGUUAGAAACGAUGAUUCUUGACAAAAGGGGUAUUACAUCUAGUUCUAAAAGUAAUUCUUCAGAUAGUUGUGAAGAUAACGAUUUAGAAAAUUCUGAUCAAGAAAAAUCAUAUACAAAAUUCAAUAUUGAUAAACAUAAAAUACAUGAAAAUUUUGAUACAAAAUUUGUUCAAAAUCCCAAAACUCAAAUAUGUACCAAUCAAAGUAAUGAAAUUGAAAAUAUACAAAAUAAUGAUAACAAAAAAUUAAACAAUUUUAAAACAAAUUUUAUAGAUAAUUUUAACAUUAUAAAAGAACAAACCAAUAUAGAUAAGGAAAAUCAAACUAGCAUUUCUCAAAAUAAUAUAACACAAAUUAAUAAGAUAUAUGAAACAAAUAAUACUGAUCCUAAUAUUUCAAAUGUUGAUGAUUUUCAAGUUAGUAGUACACUUGAUACUAUUGAAGCUACUAUAGCGGAACCAUAUUCUUCAACUCGUUUUUCUAUUCCUUUGAUGUGUAUAAAUGAAUCAAAAAAAAACAAACUAAGAAAUAUAAAUUCAGAUGAAAUUAUAGAACCAAAGUUUAGUGAAAAGGAAGGUAUUGAAGAAAAAAUAUUAGAUUCUGAUGAAAAUAAAACACUAGGUUUAACUACACAAAAUGAACUAACCAAUAAAAAUAAGAAAGAUCAAAUUAUGAACAAAAAAAAAAAAAAAGGAACAAAUAAAAAAAUUUAUGUACUAGAUGAUAAAGUAUGGGAUAGUAUAAAUGAUCCAAAUAUAUAUCACAAAAUAAUAACUGGAUGUUGCAUACCUAAUAUUCAAAUAAUGCAAAAUAACAAUAAUGUAACAUCUUUUAAAACUUUAAAUUCGUCAAACACUUCUGAUAAUCAGUUUACAGUUAUGACUUGGAACAUAUUAGCUGAAAUUUAUGGAACUUCUGAAGCAUUUGCUCAUUGUGAUCCAUAUAUGCUUUCAUGGUCUUAUAGAAAGACAAAAAUUAUUCAAGAAAUUCUUAAUUAUCGUCCAGACAUUAUAUGCUUGCAGGAAAUACAAAACGAGCAUUUCCUCGAAUUUUUCAAACCGUGUCUGAGUCAGUACGAAUAUCAAGGUGUUUAUAAACAAAAAACAAAAGAAAUUUUCACAUCCCCUUCUGGGAAACAUAAAGGGGGUAAAUAUACUAUAGAUGGGUGUGCAAUAUUUUUUAACAAGAAAAAAUUCAAAUUUGUUGAAAUAUAUGCAUUAGAAUUUAGUAAGCUAAUAAAAGAAGGAUCAGUAAUUUCACUUCCAAAAGAAGUUCAAAAAAAUCCAGCAUUGUCAAAAGGAUUAUUAAAAGAUAAUAUAGCAUUGGUAUUAUUACUUGAACAUGUGGAAAAUAACAAAAUAUAUGACUCUGAAAAAUGGGAAAAAAAUAAUAAUCCACGUUUUGAAAAUAGAAAAAAUAAGAAAAAAGUGGUAAUAGUAGCAAACACACACAUCAUUGCCAAUCCAGAAGCAACAUAUGUCAAAAUAUGGCAAACACAAAUAUUAGUAAAAGUUAUAGAAUAUUUAAAAAUAAAUUUUAUACAAAAAUAUGAAAUUAUUCCAAGUAUUAUUAUAUGUGGAGAUUUUAAUAGUACCCCAAACAGUGCAGUAUAUCAAUUAUUAUAUAAAAAAAAAUGUUUUCCAACUCACCACGAUAUAAACUCAGAUGAACAUGGAUUAUUAGAAUAUCUUCCUAUGUCACAUAAUUUAAAUCUUAAAUCUGCAUAUGCUAUUUCAAAUUUUUUAUCACAAACAAUAAAUACAGAAGAAUCUAUAAAUAAUAUUAUUAUUAACAAUACAAUUGAUUUGGAUAAAUUUGAACCCCCAUUUACAAAUUAUACUUCUAAUUUUAUAGGAUGUUUAGAUUAUAUUUUUUAUAAUGAUGAAGAUUUAAAUAUUAUUUCGACUGUAAAUAUACCAGAUGAAAAUCAACUAAUACAAGAAUCUCAAAUAUAUCAUUUAUCUAGUUCUGCAUUACCAAGCCCAAUAAGAUCAUCUGAUCAUUUCCCAUUAAUUGCAAAAUUUGAAUUUAAAUUUUUCUAA
Messenger RNA from Plasmodium berghei ANKA, 5277 nucleotides. RefSeq names its product CCR4 domain-containing protein 1, putative. The transcript has 2 exons. Gene Ontology annotation, cellular component: cytoplasm; CCR4-NOT complex; nucleus. Gene Ontology annotation, biological process: nuclear-transcribed mRNA poly(A) tail shortening. Gene Ontology annotation, molecular function: poly(A)-specific ribonuclease activity. NCBI's taxonomy places the organism in Eukaryota, Apicomplexa, Aconoidasida, Haemosporida, Plasmodiidae. The coding region runs from base 1 to 5277 and encodes 1758 amino acids. The record is from RefSeq and is a predicted model, not a curated record.